AUGACAAAGGUAUUAUUAUCAUACACAACAUUAUUAUACUUUCAUUACUUUCUACUCCUUAUAACGACAACAAGAGCCAAAUUGCCGGCGCUCAUCGUGUUCGGGGACUCGUCGGUCGACGCCGGUAACAACAACUACGUCCCCACGAUUGCCCGGAGCAAUUUCAAGCCGUACGGGCGUGAUUUCGAAGGCGGGAAGCCCACGGGUAGGUUUUCCAACGGGCGGGUCGCCACAGAUUUUAUCUCGGAGGCAUUGGGCCUUCGGCCCACUGUGCCGGCAUAUUUGGAUCCCGAGUAUAACAUCACGACUUUUUCCGUGGGAGUCUCUUUUGCCUCUGCCGGAACUGGAUAUGAUAACGCGACUUCUGAUGUGCUAGGGGUGAUUCCUUUAUGGAAAGAGUUGGAGUACUACAAAGAGUACCAAACUAAACUAAGAGCCUAUCUUGGUGACAAGAAGGCCAAGAACACCAUCGCCAAUUCAUUGCACAUGUUAAGCAUCGGGACGAACGACUUCCUAGAAAACUACUACGCUUUUCCACCGAGACAAAGGCAAUUGCAGUACACGGUCGAUGAAUACAAAGAAUUCCUCAUCGGGAUUGCUAGAAAUUUCAUCCACGACCUUCACGGGCUCGGGGCACGUAAGAUCAGUCUCGGUGGGCUUCCCCCUAUGGGUUGUAUGCCCUUAGAAAGGGCUCAAAAUGUGGCCAAUGGCAAUGAAUGCAGGGAAGAUUACAAUGUGGUGGCUAUGAGCUUCAAUGCAAAGUUGUGUGAUUUGGUGAUGGGGCUAAACAAGGAGUUGCCCGGGUUGCGACUGGUUUUCUCCAAUCCUUACUAUAAGCUUCUACGAAUCAUUACAAACCCAUCAAAAUACGGGUUUGAUGUCUCUCAAACAGCGUGUUGUGCGACCGGAACAUUCGAGAUGGGCUACAUUUGCAACGAACGAAACCCUUUCACGUGUACAGAUGCAGAAAAGUACGUGUUUUGGGACGCAUUUCAUCCCACACAGCAUACUAACAAACUAGUUGCUGAUCAUAUUGUUAAGAAUGUCCUGUACAAGUUCCUCUAA
Messenger RNA from Striga hermonthica, 1065 nucleotides. NCBI's taxonomy places the organism in Eukaryota, Viridiplantae, Streptophyta, Magnoliopsida, Lamiales, Orobanchaceae. The record is from the annotation of a GenBank genome assembly.